GUUGUUGUUGUUGGCAGCGCUUCCCCGCCUCCUCCUGCCCUCGCCAGGCAGCGCAGCAGCGUCGAGAGGAUUGCGCGGGGCUGAGUCAACCCCGGGACCCGCUCAGGGAGUUGCUGCUGCUUCGCCGCCGCCUUUGCGAGGCCAAAACAAAACUUUCCGCUCUCUGGACCUUCCAGGAUCGUUAUUCGCGGGGAAGCGACCGCGCCGGGCGGGAGAGACCAGCGGCGACCUCUCCGAGCAGCCUCUGGAGGAGGAGAAGGAGGGGGCCCGAGGCCGUCAGCUUUGCAGAUCAAAGAUGCCUGUCCAGACGUGAUACUUGUAAUGCAGUGAUUUGCUACACUGACCACAAAGGAAAUUGGCUAUGGCCUAGUACUAUUGACCUUUGGAGAGUUUAUGAUGUCCACAGGUACGAGUGGCAGGAAAAACCAUCAGGCUGUGAGCCUGGAAGGAGUUGAUCCAGAAACCUGCAUGAUAGUCUUUAAAACCCAUUGGGCACAGGUUGUGAAAAUCUUAGAGAAGCAUGACCCCUUGAAAAAUAUUCAAGCAAAAUAUGGAGCAAUUCCUCCAGAUGAAGCCAGCACUGUGCAGAACUACGUAGAGCAUAUGCUUUUCUUGUUGAUUGAAGAACAAGCAAAAGAUGCCGCAAUGGGACCUAUCCUGGAGUUUGUGGUCACGGAGAAUAUUAUGGAAAAACUGUUCCUGUGGAGUCUCAGGAGGGAAUUUACUGAUGAGAUGAAAAUUGAGCAACUGAAGAUGUACGAGAUGCUUGUCACUCAGUCCCACCAGCCCUUGCUACAUCACAAACCCAUCCUGAAACCUUUGAUGAUGUUGCUGAGCUCUUGCUCAGGAACUGCAAUAUCAGCUGUGGAAGCACAGCUGGUGGUACUACUAAACCAGCUGUGCUCAAUUCUAGCCAAAGAUCCAUCCAUUCUGGAACUAUUUUUCCAUACUAGUGAAGACCAAGGGGCUGCAAACUUCCUGAUUUUUUCUCUGUUGAUUCCUUUCAUCCACCGUGAAGGGACCAUUGGCCAACAGGCUCGCGAUGCACUACUUUUUAUAAUGUCACUUUCUGCAGAAAACUGUGUAGUUGCUAAUCACAUAGUAGAAAACACUUACUUUUGUCCGGUGCUAGCAACAGGCCUAAGUGGCCUGUAUUCAUCUUUGCCUACAAAGCUGGAAGGGAAAGGAGAAGACUGGCACUGCCUGCUGAAAGAUGAUUGGCUUCUUUCUCCAGCUCUUGUCCAGUUCAUGAACUCCCUCGAGUUUUGCAAUGCAGUAAUACAGGUGGCACAUCCAAUGAUUCGCAACCAGCUUGUGAGCUACAUAUAUAAUGGGUUUUUAGUGCCAGUGAUGGCCCCAGCUCUACAUAAGGCGACUGUAGAGGAAGUCAUGACUACAACCGCAUACUUGGAUCUUUUCUUGCGUAGUGUUUCGGAACCAGUGUUACUCCAGACCUUUCUCCGUUUCAUCCUGCUGCACCGACAUGAGAAUGUACAGAUUCUGGACACCCUCACGAGCCGCAUAAACACUCCAUUUCGGCUCUGUGUGGUAUCCUUGGCUUUGUUCAGAACUCUUAUCAGCUUGCAUUGUGAAGAUGUGAUGCUCCAGUUAGUUCUAAGAUACCUGAUACCUUGCAAUCACAUCAUGCUGAGCCAAAGAUGGGCUGUUAGAGAAAGGGACUGGUAUUCCGUAUCUGCUGCUCGGCUGCUUGCCUUGACUCCCAUCUGCUGCUCUAGUGGGAUUACCUUGAGUCUUCAGAAACAAGAAAAAGAUUAUAUCCUAUGGAGAAAAAACAUACACGAAGCAGGUUCCACUGAGAUAUCAUCCAGCAGAAGUAUUACAGACUCUACAUGUAUUGUAGAAUAUGGUAGAAGUAUAGAUAUCAGUUACUUGCAAUACCUUUGGGAUGCUCAGAUACUUAUACUUCACUGCAUGAAAGACUGCCAGGUUUGGUCUGCUCCAUAUGAUGGUAAAACCCCCAAUCCAUGCAUCUUUAUCCAAACUCUGGUUGAAGAAGAUAGUAAAAAUAUAGAGCAUCCCAUUUUCAGACUCUAUCACAGAACCCACAGUAAUCAUAGCUCCUCUCAGCUGACCCCAGUGGGAGAAAAGAUGCAGCUAGAGCUGGAGUGGGAUGAUAGCUAUGAUACAGGGAUUUCUCCUGGAUCUGAUACUGGCUCUCCCCAGCAUAAUGAUGAUUUAGGGAGUAUCGACAGACAAGCGCCUGCAGAGCCACCAAAGCAUAUUCAGGAAAUGAAGAAGAAUGCAAUUAUGUUCAUCAAAGGGUCGUAUAUAGAAGACUCUGACUUUCAGGAUGAUGUCAUGGUAUAUAGGUUGUGUGCUGAAAAGGAUGCUCAGGAAGCAGACAGUUUAAAGAAGGAAACUUUAAACACUGUAGUGUCAGAAUCUCAAAAAACAGGUAAUCAAAAACAGCUUCCUACCAAUGGUCCACUUAAUCCACAGCCAGAUGCAAACUUGGAAAAGCACAAUAUGAAAAAUUCCAAUUUAAUUCAACAAACAAUGGUAGAACCAGUCCAUGAGAACCAGGAACCAGACUUGGAACUGAAGUUGUCUUCUCAAGAACCAGAUGACAAUGCUAACAUAAGGCUGCUGAGCCCAGAAAGUGAGGAUUUUAUUUCUCAGUGUGAUAAUAUCAUUAAAGAACUGGAUACAAACUCUACAGGCUUGGUAGAACUUAAAUCACUUAUGCCUGAUGGUAUCUGUCCAGUGGAAGAGGAGGAGGACUUUGAAAGUUUUUCAGUUGACACUCCAUCAGUAGAAAGUAUGCCUUCACCCUUCGGAUCAAAAGAUGUAUGGCCCGGCAACCCUGCAAGGAUCCAGAAUGUCCCAUUUACAGGACCCUUUAUAAGUGUGGUGCUAUCAAAGUUGGAGAACAUGUUGGAGAACUCCUUGCAUGUCAAUUUGCUGCUCAUUGGAAUUAUUACUCAUCUGGCCAGUUACCCACAACCCCUUCUCCGUUCUUUUCUGCUCAAUACCAACAUGGUAUUUCAGCCUAGUGUGCGAUCACUAUACCAGGUGCUGGCAUCUGUAAAAAAUAAAAUUGAGCAGUUUGCUUCCAUUGAAAAGGAUUUCCCCCAUCUUCUCAUACAAGCACAGCAAUACCUGCUUUUACGAGUGGACAUGUCUGAUAUUCCUCUAGAGUCGUUAACCAAAGAUAAUGCCCAACACACCAGCAUCCUGGGGAAAAGAAGGAACUUUUCAGAUGGAUCUCAGGCCAUCCUGCAGCCUUUUAUGGGAAGUAAAGCAAAGAGAGGCGCUCCUCUGCCCAGCAUCCCCUUGCCCGUCAGGAAUGCCAUCCUAGCAGCUGCGCUCUUCCCAGAGUUCCUCAAGGAACUGGCAGCUCUUGGACAGGAACAUUCCAUUCUAUGUUAUGAAGUAUAUGGGGAUUUUGAAGAUUAUUAUUAGUUUAUUUUAAGAUCUUUUUAUUUUAAUUUUUUAAACACAGAACUACUCUUAAAGGAAAACACUCCUAUAUAUUCCUGACAAUACUUGAUUGGGGAGAAAUUGUUACAUCUUUGUUUUGGGCCUUAUUUCCAACUGUGCAAAAGGUUAGCUUACGGUAGUCACGAAGCUACUUUUGUUUUAUGGUACUCCAACCCUUGAUUUUAUUUACCUCGGUCUUCCUCAUAAAACUCUGUUGUAGUUACUUUGGAGUGAGUUAAAAAGUCACAACUGUACAAUUAACUGCAAGGUUUUUUCCCUUAUAUAGCAGACUUGGUUUCCCAAUAAGAGAUAAGAGAAUAUCAAUAAGAACCAGCACGACAACUCCAAUAAGCCUUUUAUGCAAAUACUCUUUGUUUUUUAUUUAAGGGGGAAGAGAACAGUCCUUCCCCUAAAUUAUUUUGCCAGUUGAAUCAAAAUGAAUUCAACAUAUAUAAACAUAGGACUUGCUGAAAGCAGGUGCUGAGCUGAAUAUAUACCAUGUUGCCUUAUGCUGUGGUCAAGUCUGUAGCUUUCAGCUGUUGAAUGCGUUGAAGUUUAAUGAAAUAAGGAAAUGGCCAUUGAGUGCAGACCGUAUGGAAUAUUUUCCCUGCCAUUUCUCUGCAUUCUCUUGAAAAUACUAGAUAAUAAUCUAAACACUCGAGCCUUAUUUUAAUAAGAUUUGCACACAGCAAAAUGUUUCUAUGCAAUCUAUAAUAUGUUUUGUAGAGUACGUUUUUAUACUUCUAUUGAUAAGCUAGAGACAGCUAAUUGAGGAAAUUUUAAUUAGUGUUCUAAAGAUUAAUUAUAUUUUUAAGUCAGACUUUACAAAAAGUAGCCGGCCUCUAAGCUAUAUUUUUCUUUUUAAAGUUUAAAUACUAUUUUGGUUCAACAGGAGCUGUGUAGUAUCUGUAAAACACUGGGUAUUUAUUUUUGAUGUAUGUUAACUUGUACUAAUUUUGCACUUUUGAGGAAUGCAGCACAAGAUUGUUACUAAGGAUACAUACGCUGGAACCUGUUGCCAUUGGUGUCCAAUUGAACAUUUUCUUUUGUGAGUAAUGAGGCUCAUUAGGAAGGGUCCAAACAUGAUGAAUGGGUGCAUUACAGCUGGAUUUCAGCUUGUUCUAGUAAGAGUAAUUGUUUCUCCAGUGCCGAAGUUGGCUCUUUAACCAGUGGCUCAGUUGUUGAAAGCCUUCAUCCUUUUUUUUAAUAACAGGAGAAAAUGAGAAGCUAUUCUAAAACCAAUGGAAGCAGAAGGAGGCAAAGACAAAACUUGAAAGCAAUUCGAUUUGCUCCUGUUUGUAAAUUCCAUAUAGAGCUGCUAAUGGUAGCAAGAAUGUUUGUAUCUUCUAUGAUAGUUCAUGUCACCUAAACAAGCUGUUAUUUCAUUGGAAGGAUUACCAUAUGCUCUCCUGAAUAUAGUCUGAAUUUAGAAGUACGAAGGCAUCAAGAGAGGAGCAGCUGUCUCCUGCUUCAUUCUUGAGCAGCUUUCCCCUGAUUUAGUCUCUUUCCCCAUUCUGUCUUCCAUCUGCUUUGGGCCAAAACUAGAGAUUUGUGGUCCGUAGCAGGCAAGGUGUAGCAGGUUCAUGUUCUCUAUAAGCACUCUCCAUAUGCUUGAUGAGAUUUGCAUGAAUAAAACUAGUGAUGCAGUAAUUCUAGUUUUGCUAGUCCUCUUCCCGUGGAGCUACAUAUUUCAAGGCAUCAAGGCAUAAGUCUACUGGAUUUCCACUGCUGCCAUCACUAUUAUUUUAGAUUCUAAGAUGAUGCAACCCUUGCCUCUGUUGAAUGGAGGAGCUUAUUUGUCUAUGUCAGUGUCAUCUUUCCCUAGUUAACCAUGGAAGCAUUCUUUCCACUGCUACCUUUGCAUUUCUACGGUUUACUCUUCUGUUGGGUUGGAUCCAACCAUCUUUUCUGCUGAUGUGAAAGGAAGGUGUCCUCUGAGACCACCCAAAAAGAUUAUAAGAAUCAUGGACAUGCAUGCACACAAGCUGGGCUGGAGCGGAGGGGCUGCAGUAAUGAGGGGAAUUGGGUGAGAUCCAGUGAAAAACCUGACCGGAUCCAACCUAUUGUCACAAGAAAAAGAUGAAAAAGCUGUUGCUAAUCUGUUUCCAUACAUGCAUAGAUUCCUAAGCUUUGUGAUAUGUAUCAUAAGGGUGUGCAUAUGGAUAUUCCUGGGCCAAAAUCAUUCCUAGAAUUUGCUGUUCUGGGUCAGCUCAGGGAUAUAUGAGAGGUGUUGUGUAGCAUAGUGGUUAAGUGGUUGGGCUACGAGUCAGCACUCUGCUGGUUUGAACGUCACUACUGCCAUCCUCUAAUCUGUCUAGAAGAGUGGUAUAGAAACACACUGUUAUUAUAUCUGAAGUGACCCAGACAUUCCAGAACUUUUGGUAGUAAUGAAAAUUUAUGUUCUGAAAUUUUUGGAGUAUUGAAAGUUUGAGCAAGGCUGAAGGAUCAACAACAAUGGCAAGGGAUAGUACCCUUUCCACAGCCCUUACUGUUGUCUUCUGUCCAUUCGGUAUGCUUGGACUUCAGAGACCAGGCCUACCACAGACUGGCUCUUUAAAGUAUAAAUGGGGUUCUUAAAGGGUUUUUAAAGGGCCAUGGCACAUGUUCUCUUUCCCUCACUACCCCUGCUGCCUGGUGGGGGGGGGGUCAAUGCAUUUUUUUUAAGAACAUGAUUUUCAGGUGCCAAUAUUCUUAAACCCAAAAAAGUCUCCUAAACUGAAGGGUACUGACAAUCCCAAAACUCUGGGAUAAGAAAAAAUUAUGAUGUUCCUGAACAUCUGAAACAAAAUUAAAACAUUUUUUAAAAGUAUGCACCCCACCUUUCAUCCUGAUAGCAUUUAAGAGGAGAUAGGAAAUUAAAGAUCAUGUAAGGUAGGGGACAAAUGGAUUCCUCUGCUACCAAAAAGUUCUGGAAUAAAAUAUGCUAUUUUAGAGCACGUUUCUGGAAGUGCUAGAUCUUCAUUUAAGACUUAAGUUUGGUGAAUCUGAUUGUGUUCUGUGUUGGCUUCUUUUGAUUUUGUGAGAAUUGAUGCAGAUUUCUUAAUACGUGGUAUUAUCAGGCUCUUGUUAGAUAGUAAGGUGCAUGGACUUUAAAAAAAAUACGGACUUUGAAUGGAAUAAGAAUUAACCACGCAGUGUGUGUACGCCUGGAGACUUACUGUUUACUCUGCAGUAGAAUUCUUGCUGUAAAGUGAGAUGCUACUUUUUAUCAUUUGUCUUUAAAAACAAAGGAAACAGCCAUGUUAAGGACUAAAAUUUAGUAACUGUAUUAUGACAAAUGACCUGCUUAUUUUUUAAAUUAUUAUUCUUUCAGCUAUAAUACUCAUAAAUUGAUGUUUUUAGGGUUGGCUCAGGGUUUAAGUGAAUCUGUGAUUCCAUGGGUGUCUAGAAAGGGGGCCAGCCCAAAAAGUAACUGGGGUCUCCUCAGCUUCUACAGAUUCCUUGCAAUAGUUCUUUGAGUAAUCUCUAAAUAGAGAGAAAAUAAUAAAAAGUCCCGUAGCACCUUUAAG
Messenger RNA from Eublepharis macularius, 6950 nucleotides. It is a transcript of the gene FHIP1A, whose product is annotated as FHF complex subunit HOOK interacting protein 1A. The transcript has 12 exons. NCBI's taxonomy places the organism in Eukaryota, Metazoa, Chordata, Lepidosauria, Squamata, Eublepharidae. The coding region runs from base 394 to 3423 and encodes 1009 amino acids. The record is from RefSeq and is a predicted model, not a curated record.